AUGCCAUCAGCAGAUAUUGAUAGUUCACGACAUUUGAUAAGUCAACCUUUAUGGAUAAAAGAUCCUAAUUAUUUUGAUUUACAAAGUUCAACUAGAUCUGAUUAUUUAUGGGAUCCAAGAACUUCACGCAAAACUGAACCUGAAGGAAUUCGUGCACGCAGUUUCAAGCCAAAAGUUUCAGCAUACAAAAGUACAAUUAAUUGGGAUUUAGGUGAGAAAGCAAAAUCUAUCUCAUGUGUACAUACACAAGUCAAUCCAAAUAAAUUUCAGAAUCAUAGUUAUUCGUUGACUAGUUUAUUAGAUCAGCAACCAAGAGAUUGGCUUAUUGAUGAUUAUGAUUCGAAACACAAAGGAUGGCGACGGACAGAUCAGAUAAUAAGAAAUAAAGAAUCAUUUACAAAAAAUUCAUUAUAUCGUGAACAGUUCCCGCCAAAGGAAGCUGUUCAUGUACAACCGGUAAAACCUGUUCAUAUACCAUUAAAAACUUCAGAGAAAUUUACUGAUAAAUCUGUUUAUACUGAUGAAUAUAUAUGGCGACCAAUAUUAAUAGAUUAUAAUCAAUUAAAACAUCAUAAACUUUGUCUUCCUAUUGAAAUGAUCCCUUCAAAGCCCAGAGAUGAAUCAAAUAUGAUAAAUGUUGGCGAAAAUGUCAUGUCAAUGCCUGGUGCCAAUCCAAACUUAUUUAAAAGUACAACUUACAGAGAGGAUUUUCAAAGACAUGCAUUGACUAGCAAAGAACCAGUUAUGUGUAGGAAAAUUGCGCCUGUGAUCAAAUUAUCUAAAAUAUUAAAACCACCAUAUGAAAUUCAAGAAUCAUAUUCUACUAUAAAUUCAAGAUAUCAAUAUGAUUAUGGUAGUUCAAUAAAACAUCGUCAUUUAUCGAAUCAUUUGCCUGCAGCUGGUAUGACAACAUUUAAUAAACCAAUUAAAAGUCAAAUACAAACUUAUUCAUUUAAUUACGAUAAUGAUCCUUUAUUUAUGAAAGAACAAGUUAAUCAUCCAAAGAAUUCCAUUCAAAACUUUCAUUCAAAUGUAAAUUUAUCACAACGACUAUAUUUACCAGAUAUCAUUGAACAAGUAGAAAAUAAAUGGCCAUAUUUAGAACAUAAAAAUGGAUGUUUCUAUUCAACGAAACCAUUAGAAGGAAGUUUUUAA
Messenger RNA from Schistosoma intercalatum, 1155 nucleotides. The record is from the annotation of a GenBank genome assembly. NCBI's taxonomy places the organism in Eukaryota, Metazoa, Platyhelminthes, Trematoda, Strigeidida, Schistosomatidae.